Messenger RNA from Alternaria atra, 1335 nucleotides. RefSeq lists its product as uncharacterized. The transcript is spliced from 2 exons. The coding region runs from base 1 to 1335 and encodes 444 amino acids. The record is from RefSeq and is a predicted model, not a curated record. Lineage: Eukaryota; Fungi; Ascomycota; Dothideomycetes; Pleosporales; Pleosporaceae.
AUGUCUGCAACAAUGGAGCCUACCCUUCCAUCCAAACUCAAGGCGAUUUUCCCCUCGUCGUCGACUCCGCAAGGGACGACUAGCCUGUCAGUCGACCAGAACUAUCUUAUUGGGCUCCGUGGCCUGCUCGUGUUCCAAUCUUUCCUCUUUGUGUUCUUCCAGACGUUCCUCCCAGCCGCUCUCCCCGACUCGAAGAAUGUCGAUGGCCCGACUUACCAGGUCGUACUUCGCAAGUCGUUUUCAGUACUCUUCGCCAACGAGGCUUUGAUUUACUCAUGGAUUAUCUUCCUCUCCGCACGAACUAUCUGCUUGCCAUACCUUGCCAACAAGACGCGCGAAGUCGGCGCAUCCAGCGUCUUUCGCCGUGGCAUCAGAUUAUGGAUACCCACUUUCAUUGCCUACUCUUUUGCAGCAGCGGCUUUCAGCACAAGCUCGACCGACUACAUCUCAGAAUUCUUGACUUCCACCGGCAACAUCUCCACCAUUGCACCGGUGCGCCUCCGCAACUUCCUGCUCUACUUCAACACCUUUUUUGAGAUAUUCUGGGUCAACAAGCAAUACGCUAGUCAAGCUGCCAACGAUGUGUUCCCAUCCGGUACCCUUUGGAUAGUGUCUGUGCUAUUCCAGCAAAGUUACACCGUCUACAUUACCAUGGUCAUUGUCCCGAACACUCGCACUUCAUGGCGGGUAAAGGCUAUGUUAGCCUUCAUCGUAGCAGCAUUCUGGGUGCAGAGUUGGGCGUGGUACAGCGUCACUGGUCUCAUCAUAGCUGAUGCGGUCCUCAAUAUGGACUUUCAGUUCCGGUCCCACAGAGGGCUCAAGAUCGGUAACUUCACCAUACCGAUCUGGCCACUUUACGCUGCUAUGGUCCUCACCGGUGUUGUGCUGCAGUUCAUCUUUAUCUCUGGGAAACCCAGCAUGCGCGACAAUGAACUAUGGGGCCACACUGCGCUUUACGACGACGGAUUCCUUAACGAGAACGUCGACUUGGAUCAGCCAAUGGCGAGGGUUGACAACUACCUCAUCAUCCUUGGGUCGAUGCUCCUCAUUGAGACAUUCGAAUGGCCCCGAGCUGUGCUUCGCGGCGGCUUCUUCGUUUCGCUAGGCAAGAGGAGUUUCAGCUGGUUCCUCGUCCAAUCCAUAAUCAUCUACACCGCCGGUAUCCAGCUAUACACACACAUGGUCGCCGCCGGCAUGAACGGUGCUGCAAGCAGUUUUGUAUGCUUCUUGGUCUGCGCACCCCUCGUUGCGGUCACAGCGGAGGUUUUUUACCGUCUUGUUGAUCUACCGAGCGUUGUUCUGGCUAGGGGCUUUUGGGCGUUCAUGACGAAAUAG